CUUUGCGCAGUCGCUCUAAAAUCUGUCGAGCAAGUGUUUGAAUAGACUCAACAGCAAAAUUAAGUAGCGAAUGAGAACGAAAAAAGAUAGCGCGUGCAUCGCGCCCAGAAGAUCGCGUGACGUCUCGUCACCGAUACACGGAAGCGAGGCAAAUUCAAACUGACCUCAGGCGCCAUGAUAAAGCAGCUUCCUGCGCACAUCCACGAACUUCAUAAUGCAAAAACAUGACAAGCGAGCCCGAUAUAGACCACAAAGUAUGGUCUACUGUUACUGAAGAAGAUUUACUGCUUGGUAACGGACUUAGGCAGGUUUCUGGCUUAAUUCAGACACCAGGCCUCGAUUUCUCUGCGUUUGCGGAUUGCGAGUUUCGUCUUGACCCGUCAUGGAUUGCUGAUCUUGGCAAGAAAUUGCUUCUAGCUUGUGGUCCAGAACAUAGUUCCUAUCACCAGUAUUUCUCUUAUAGACAGAAGGCUUUACUUGAAUACUGGCUAUCGUCUUUGAAGGCCUCCGCGCUCAGAGACCGUGGGAAUAAUUUUAGAUCUGAUGACAAUAACAGUGAACAACUACAACAUGAGCGCGAGGGAGACAAAUCCAAAAAUUCCUUCACCUCACAAGUUAGCUUGUUAUUAUUGCUACCACUGCUCGAAUCGCAGAGUCGAACCGACCCCGCUUUAUCUUCUAGCUGCAUAGACUUGCUGAUAAAUUUUCUAGCGGAUUGUUAUCCAAAUUCCUUGCGUCAAGAACCCAAAAGUUGUCUCGAUGGAUUGGAGAAGUUGUUGUGUACUUGGCUCGAAAGUGGAGAUGGCCAAAGAAAAAAUACUAACAUAAAUAAAGAAAAAGUCGUGUCGGCUUUGAUAGCACUUGCAUGUGGAAGGCUUUCUCUUGGAUGCUUCAUUAGACUUCUUCAAAUUCUUCAAAAGACAAAGUCUGUCCUAUCCUCUAUCCCUGGGAGAGGCUUCCUGAAACGCGCUAUUGAAUACACAUGCUCAGGUCUACUCCUUUGCCCCUCCUUUCUGCAAACUUCUUACUAUCUUCGUUGCUGGAAACCAGAGUUACCAUCUUUGAGUCCUGAUGCAUCGGCCUCCUGUAAAUGCCCAAGUGUGGCUUGUAAUGGGAAGUAUAUAUACAUGACAUGGCCAUCCAGGAAAGGGUUAUUCAAAGUCGGCACUGGCAAGCAGGGUACAAUAAGGGGCAACAUUUACACAUCGAAUCCUGGUCUUGCUGAAGGAUGGGUGGCAGUGAACAACAAGGUGGUUUUUCGUCCAGAUAGUAUGGAUUCGCUUGGCAAAGAACAAGUUGGCUUUUUACUGGACCCAUUAGGGUUAGAGGUGGAGUAUGAGGUCAGUUUACGAGACAAGGAGAUGUUGGAAUCAAUCCCAAGCAAGCACAAGACUCUUUUACUGACUAGUAAUGGUACUCAUUUCUUUUGGAUCUUUGAGAGUACUACCAAGUGCUCAACGGAGGGUUCAACCACUGCCAUCCAUGUUCUUAAAUUUGUGCUAAAGAUCUGUGAUCAGCCUGGGAAAUCUGCAGUGGCCGUUCCUGUUGGCCGUUUGGUAACACUAAGAGCAAAGAAGCAAGAGACAAGCAUGGAGGUUAACUCCCAUGUGUCCAAGAACCUGGAUGGUGAGAAGGUACUUGCAAUGAUCUUAAAAUCUGCAGAGAAAGUACCCCUGUACAUCAGUAGCGACAUGGUUAUCUUUGUCCUGCCAAAUUACUCCAAGGUUGACACCAUGACAACCCCAGGACCUUUAAGGAUACACUCUAAGAACCCUGUUUGUUGCUGCUUUUCAUUGCUGGAUGGCUCAUUUGUGGGUGGUCAGAGUAUUGUGGACAGUAACGCAGCAGUUUGGCAGAACUUAGUAGUCACUGGAAUAGGUAUUUGCUGUGACCAGAGCAAUGGUCUUAUUUAUGCAUAUGGCAACAACUGGGUGAGCGAGUGGGCACUUGGAGGGAUUCCAAACAUGAAUUCCAUUGAAGAAAGACUUUGUUUAACUGAAAACACAACUGUGACAUGUGCUGACAGUGAUGAUAACAUGAGCGCUGAUGUUGCCUUGUCAUCAGUGGUGCUAAUAACAGGUCUGCUGUGCGGGGCUCUGGACAACAAACUGAACACUCCUAAUGGCCACUGUAACAUAGAGGCAGACAAGUUUCUCAAGUCAGACUUUCUCACAUUGUGCUGUGCAGUGCUUAAGAAUGCCCAGGAGGCCCAUGUUGUGCUGUGCAUGCUGACUGUUAUACGCCCUGUGCUAAGAUUGCUCAUUAUCAAAGGCAUUAACAUGGACAAGCUGCUUGCAGAAGAUCUCCACUCCCAAGUACAGGCUUUGAUGUGUUCUGAAGACCUACGGCAUGAGAUAAGGGUGGAGGCUUGUCGGCUACUUGUUUGUGGCGUGCCAGUCUUCUAUCCCAGUAGGGUUGAUCAGGGUGGUCUGGUAGUCAGCACUCUGGAAGAGACAAUGAAUGUAAUGUCAAUGCUCAAGCGAUAUCUUUUUGAUGACAUGACUUGGAAGAUAAUCCAUGGCUCUGGAUCAGAUAUGAUAAACUUAAAGCUGGCAGAUGAUCUGGUCUCUAAGAUAGUCCAAGCUUGUGUCAAAGAGGAUUGUGAGGUCAUAGAGAAGUGUGCUACUCUGAAUAAAGAGGACUUUAAGAACUUUGCAGCUGUUCAUCCAGAAGUCCCCCCUGUACAGAGGUUCUUAACAGCACUAGUGACAAAGAGCUGGAGAGACAUCACCCAUGGCCAGCAAGAUACUUCGGAUCACAAACAUGAGGUGGAGGCAUUGCUCCUUGCUGUGCAGAUAUUCAAUGGAUGUCAAAAGGUUUUAGAGGUUGCUACUGAGGUAAUCCAAAAGCUGUGGGUUGUACAUGAAGUGCACCGGGUCCAGGUUGUGGACCGUGUCAUCAAGGCAUCACUGGUUGGCCAGGUCAUGCCAUUACUAAUGACUGUCAUGUCCACCGAGCAAAUGCUGAGUAAGCCACUCACCAAGAGAUUCCUGGCAAAAGUGAUCAAAGCUUCGUUGGCGGCCACCACAGCUGCUCAGUUGUACAUCAAGGCAUCAAGGUGGCCCGGCCGCAGUUCUGCUGCACCCCUGUCAUCCCUACCCCUCCCCACCCCCUGGGCUGCUCCGCGUGUCGUUGAGACAAUCCACCCAUUACCUGAUGAUUACAAGCUAAAUAGGACUGUCGCCUUCCCUGGCGCAAACUCCUUGUACUUGACAUUUGAUAGCAGAUCUUCAACACAGUAUGAGUAUGACAAGGUGUGCGUGUACUCGGGACCAAACACCAGUUCACCCAAAGUCGGCGAGUUUGGAGGUGGGAGCUCUAGUGGAACUGGUAACAGAGGAAAGCUACUUCGGCUGGGAUGGCCUAAAGAAACUCUCAAGGUACAAGGUGACACUGUUACGCUCAACUUUGUAGCGAAGAGCGCAAGAGAGCUGAACACAGCCGACGAGGCCGUCUGGGGGUUCGCUUGCACCAUCAGCUGUAAGGAGAAGGACAACAAUGAGGUUGUUCUCCCUUGCCUUGCGGACGUGGCGUUUGGUCUCUCCGUGCUCACACACAAACUGUUAACCCUCAUGUACAAAGGUCCCCCUAUCACGGAAGAAGAGGAAGCUUGCGCGCACUUGCUCAACUCCCAGCUGCUGCAAAGGUGCACUUGGUCCAAACCCACGGAGUCGGUGUCACAUGAUGCUGAGGCAAGUGGUAUCAAGAUUACCGUAACCCCUGAGCAAGAUAAGCCCUCCCUCGGACCAUCAGCAUCCUUCAGCCGCCCUAAGCUACCAUCAGACGUCAUAGCGCGUCUUCGAACCGCCUCAGGGGUCUCUGAACCGUCUCUAAGGCCGAGCAUCGGACAGGCCCUCCAGCCCGACCUCAUACACGAGGUCAUCAUUAGUGCUGUUAUAAGACAUCUUAACCUCGUUGAGCUGGUGCACGACAUGCAGCUCCUUAAGGCAAGUGACAAUUCAAGCCCGGACUACAACCACCUUUGUGAGGUAAUGGCCGAGGUCUUCCGGCGGACGGACGGGUUGGUGCGUCAGCUGCAGAGUAUGGUAGAGCUUGAGCUGCGCUGGGACCAAGAGCUAAGGGAUGUGCACCAGGGAGAACUUCACCCCAGUAUGGCCUUUUUUAACGAGCACCACCUACAAGAGGCAAAGGCUAAGGAGCUAGAAUUACUUUGUUACCUGAAGGAUGUGAAAUUUGAUCCAAUUGAGCAGGAGAAGGUUGUUGGGGAUCUAAUUCUCAAGUUUGAGAACGAGGCAAAGAGCAUCGAGGAUGCGUCUGUUGGAGAUGGUCUACUUGCACGCAUGCCCAAGACCAGAGCUCUGAGGCACUCCGUGAUCGAGUGUGCGGAACUGCUGUGCAAUGUCACCAUUCAGUUGUCCGAGAGGAAGAAUCCCCCGGGCCGCAGCGUGUCGCAAGGGACGUUUGGCUCACUAACACCGGAGUUGACAGGCAAUUCCAACUCGUCACCGUCUUUUAUUCGCUCCUUGUCGGCCCCAGACCAGCUGCACAAGUCCAUCUCAGUACAGGAGGGCAUCCCCGACCUGCUCCGCCUGCAGAGGUGGAGAACAGCCAUCCAGAAGAAGACCCACCCAUUCCCUGUAAAUGAGCAGUACCAUGGGGAGGAGGACAGGACGUUUGUCGCUACCAUUAAUGAGAUCUUCGCCUUCAUCGGCAGUGACCCGGACACAGCCGAGACGUGCUCCAGCUUUCUAUUAGCUGCGCGUAUGCGUAACGAGAGGGGUCGAUCACGUGUUGAAGCCUUGUCACACAUGAAGGACAUGGUGUCCAAGUGCUGCCAGCUAUCUGACCACGUGCCCCAUCUGCUAACGGCCGUGGCCUCCGUGAUAUCACAGGGACCUGGGGUGGAGGAAUUGGCGUGUGGCGGGAUGGUAUCGGAAGUGCGUGAUGCAUUCUGCGGUGUAGUACAAGCCUUGCUGCAGCGCGCUGCAACCAACCCUGUCAUCUUCAGCAACAGUGUCGUACUUAUGUGCACUUGCCCUUUCUCUUGGAACGAGGAGCGGUGUUUGGUUCGUAGCGGCCUCCUCACGCUCUUGGACAAGUUGUGCGCGUUACGCCGUGACCGUGACGCCGCGUCACGCAAGGUGUCUGCUAUGGCGUGGGCGAGUUUCCAGGUGCUGCUUAACUGCCUUGUGGAGUGGGAAAAUGAUGGAGGUCACCGUUCAGAUGAGAUCGAGUGGUCAGGACUGGCGUAUCAAGUCUCUAUGCUGAUCACUAACUAUCUAACGGUGGUACUGAAAGAAACGCAUCGAGACGACAAGGACGCAUUGCAAUACGUGCUGCAACUUCUCCAGAAGAUCGCCAGGAGUGAGAUGGGAAGGGCGAUUCUCCAGCAGCCCUGUAUCGCCUCCACUCUACUGUCCAUUUUCCUGGAUAGCCACGCCCCACCCAAACUUGUGCUUUCGGCCCUGGGGCUAUGUAGGGUUGCGUUACCACUAAUGACGGCUGAGGGAUGUGACGAGGUGGCGUUACCAACAUCACGCAGCAACCUUCCGUCACCUGAUGACCUAGGAAAGGGGACACCUGUACUUGAAGUAGCCAGCCUCUUGUUGACCAAGCUUGGAGAGUUUGUUCUGCCUAGCGCUGGCCAUGAAGGUGACAGAGAGGAGUACGUAGAGGGAAACCCAAAGCUGAAGGACGAAGAUAGUUACACCGUGGAUGAAAAUACGGACACAAGCGCGCGACUGUACUCUCUUUGUGUACAUAAGAGGAGCGAUCAACCAGCACAUGAGGUCGUACAGAAAAUAAUCAGUCGCGAGGGCCAGCGUUUCAUGUUCAGAGUAGGCCUGGGCUCCGAGGUUGAGCGCGCAGUCCGUAUCGACCAUGAGUUGAGCCAGUCUAACCGCGCGGAGAUAAUGAAGGGCAAGUUCACCACGUGCCUGGCUAAGGGGACCGCCCUAUGCCGAGAGGGUCUAGUCACCAGUAUCGUCCCGUCCUCAGUGCUGCAUGGUGACAAAAGCCCCGAGGGGGUGGAGGGAGGGGGAGAGCCUGAUCUGAUUUGCAAAGCCCGGAAUGUGGAGUUAGCGAGGGACACUGGUCGCUUGUUCAUCAAUGGCCAGGUGGCCAACACACUGGCAUCGGAGGUGAUCUCCCUACUUCACAGUUUGUUGUCAUCCCCAGACGUGGGCACCAGCAGGCUAUGGACGCUAGCCAUCCAACACGUGCUCACAGGCGCGCUCGAAUUAGUUCCCGAAGUGAUUGAGUCCCUUGGCGACCAAAUAGAGCGAGAGCCAGAGGAAGGACCGUCCACUCUCACGGGGGGGUCCCUGUCGAUGUAUCGUCAGGUUAUGGCGGCGCUAUGCACGCUGGGAGGAUUCAAGCAAAAGUUGCGGCCCGGUGCACAGGCUAAGAUAUGUGGUGAGGGCAUGGCUCAGCAGCACUGUGAGGUGAUCAGCAUGUCCGAGGGAACAGCCUCGGUCAUCAUCUUUAGUCCUGAGGGUGGCGCUCAAGGUGACAUCACCCUAGAAGUACCAAUAGCUCGCCUACAACCUGUACAGGAACAGGUUAUUCUGUUGGAUAAACUUGGCGAUAUGGACGUCGCGAUAGAAGCUCUACAUGUUGUACUGUCUGCAAGGAAGCUAACACGUUCAGUAACGGCUAAGGAAGGCCCUCACGAUAUCGCUCGUGGAAUGGCAGCGGAGAGGACACUUAGUGAGAUUAAAACGAGGGCCAGCAUGGUUCUCGCAUCCCAGAUGACUUCACCAGCCUUUUGUGAGGCCUUUUCCUGCCAUCCACUCCGCCCGGCCCAGGCUCUGAGAGUCCUAUCUGAAGACAGCGACCCCGGGCAGCGACUGCCCGUAUUAGAGAGCCACUGUGAUGAACUGCGCAUGUUCUACAAGGACGCAGCACCGGUAUCGCGGCAGAUGGUCGCGUCCAGCAAGAAGAUUGUGCUGGAUUCUACCAGGCAGUACCCGCCCAUACAGGGCGUCAUGUUCACGGAAGGGUACACGUCCGCCCAUCUCCUGGCAGAUUCCAAUCCGGGGCAAGCUCUGCCGCGGGGUGCUUAUGUCUAUGCAUCCAGCCCCCUGCCACUUAAAGCGCCCUCGUACUACUGGGAGGUAGAGAUCGUUUCCCUCGGCGAACAGGGGACUGGUGACUAUGGCGCUGGCAUCCAGGCCAUCUCUGUAGGACUUGCGCCCGCGCAGCAACCCGUGGACAGGUGGUCUAGCCCGAUCGGCACAUGCGUAUUACACGACAAUGGCAUUGCUGUACACUACACUGAAGGGGGAUUCACAGCGUGGCAGACCAUUAACACCGAGGUCUCGCUACUCAAGGGUCACGUGAUUGGGUGUGGCUACUCCCGCACGGACUCUCGCUCAGACACUGGGCUUGUAUACUUCACACAUAAUGGUCAGCGGUUACAUGGUAGCCUGGGAAACGUAUCGGCAGGCUUGUGGCCGGUUGUUCAUCUGCAGAAAAAGGAUGUUCGGGUUCGGGUGAACUUCGGCACGCGUCCGUUCAUGUAUGCCAAGGGCGGGAAGAUCCGAGCCGCUGCCGACCUUGCGUCCGACUCCACAGAGGACGUACGGGAGAGUUUUGCCGAACUUCCUUUCGCUUUCGACGAAGGGGAGGACUGGACUGGACUCGCUGAGCCCGAGGAAAAAGGGAACAGUCCCAUAGUGUCCUCGCCUAAGAGCACUCCUACUCCACUUGAUUUGCGCGAUACUACGGAGCUCAGAGAUUACGACCCUACUGCGUCUGCGCAUUACAUGCUGUCCAGCAGCUGUGACGUCAUGUCUAAUGUCGGUCCGCCAUCCCACAUGUUUGAGGAUGAGCCGAGAAUUGAGUCUUGUGGCUCUACUACUCCUGUUGACCUGUUGGUGAAGGCUUGGGAGGACAGGGUGUUUCCUGUGAUAAGGCGACGCUUCCGAAAUGAGGCUGACAGGAGAUCGGGGCUCGACCAGAUACGAGGGGCCUUGACGGCAGGCCUGAUGGAGAUUGCGGUUGCGACCGUGAGUGACCUGUACGAGGAUAAUGGGGGCAUCCCCACCAGCCUGACCUUGCCACGCCCUGAGGACGUGCAGCGAGACGCCAACAAGCUGACCAUUUCUAACAUCAAACAGGGCAUGUCCGUCCUCAUUGCUGACCGGACACCAGAGACCGACCGGACACCGGCCUACGCCAUUCCCGCCAUGAAGAAGACCUUUGGUCUGGUUGGCAUUGUACAAGCAUUUGAAAAGCCCCCACUGAGCAUCGUUGAAGUAGAGACGUAUAACCAUGAGGAAGGAAUACUUAUGAGGUUCUGGUACCCGAUCAGUGCGUUGGAGAGGGCGGGCGUGGCACGGGGUAGGGGUGCAGUAGUGCCAACUGGUGACAUGGCGGACAGUGAUCUCAGUAUGCAUGACGAGCUGCUGGGAUGCGAGGUGGCUCUAGCGCGGCUCUACUGCAGGGCCGCUCAUACUGAGCUACAGAGACAACUACUGCUCCAGCAGGGAGAUGUGGAGGAUUCGUAUAACGAAAUAUAUUAUCUGCAAUCCCUGGCUGCCCAUAGCCUCCUGCGGCCCCAGGAGGAUGGUGGGAUAUCCGUGACGUCACCUCAUUCGGUCUCGACACCACGUGACUGCCUCUCAGCCAAUAACAUUCGACCAAGUGCACUUUUCUACUCAAAUCCUGGCAAGCUAAGAGCCGCCUUCCAACCCCUGGUUACUAGGCAACAGGGUCUAACCAUGGUAACAGACAGCAUCUGCCACGCCCUGCGUGUCCCUGUUCAGGGGGUGUGGCAUCGGGAAAUCGUUGUAGGCCCAAGUGCUCAGGGUAUCACGAUGUCAGAGUCUUGUCCCGGAGCUGCCAUCAGUGUUGUGUCGUGUCGCGCGAACCCGUCCUACCUUACUGUUGGAUGGGUGAACAGCCGAAGGCCGCUGGUAACGAUCCUGUGCCAAUACGGUGCUUGUAAGCUCAACAAGAAUGGCAAAGUGGCGCGCUACAAAGCCGUACAAUACCCGUUCAUUGAUAAACCCCUGGCGAGCUCAGGAGACCCAGGUACCUACUGGACUGACAUGUACCCCUCGCGCAUCCUGCCUUGCAACACCCUUGACGUACGAGUGGAAGAUGGGGCCGUGGAUGGACCAAUCGUGGACGUUCACUUCAUCAAUCCUGAUGUCCUCUUCGCUUUAGUGUUCAUCGAGGUGUUUACGGACUGUUUUCAGUGGCUGCCAGAAGAAGCUGAUGAAAAAAUAAGCAGAUCAACUGUCUUGAAUAUCCUCGAAAUUCUCACGUGUUUCUUGUUGAAGACCGCCCUCCCUGCUAUACUUAGAGAGUCCAUAUUCCAUCUUUUGGCCGAGCUCCUACGCGCAAGCCACAAGCUUGAGGUCCGUGCGGGGACUGUGUUGUCUCGCGAGUACACGGCGCCACUAACCCUUAUACUGACCCGCCUUUCGCCGCUGCGCACCGAGCUUCAAAAGCUACUGGAGAAGGAGGUUUCUGCGACGACCACCUCGGCUCUAGAUUUUGUUCUUAAGUGUAACUUCGAGAAUGACAAGUUCAGCUCGUACCUGCAGGCCUUGUUUGAGCUGGUGCUGGCAACGGCGGAGGUUACUCCUCAUGGGAGGGGACGGAGCGGGUCUUUGCGCGAACGACAGGGGUCAAUCACCGAGGCCCUCUCUCAGGCAAGCUCUGCCGAGUCCUCUCCCACAGGAGCCCAACAUUUCGAGUUCAAAACCGAGAACGCCCCUAGCAAAGAUACCAAAGAUGCCCCCGUAAGUAGUCCACCGCCGACGUGGCACCUGCGACGGCGACAGAGUCUGAGGAAGAGAAAACGCGCUAUGAACGUGCCCGAGGUACUGUCCCCCACGGACAGCAUGCCGUGGUUCGACACAGUGCUAUCAAGCGUUUUACUGCUCCAGCACCUAUUAAACCCAGACGACAAUAGAGGGGUGAAUAUUCUCAACGAGAGCCUCUUUGGUGUGGUCUCCCAGAAAUCGAGUGUGCUUCAGAGGUUACUGGUCAUCACAAAUAUCCCUAAGACACUAAGCAAGCAUGAAGCGCUAAAUGCGAUCAAGAAAGCUUGUAAGCCAUGUGGAGGAGUCGUCAUGGAGAGUCUAUACUUGCCUGAAACUACAUCACCAAAAAAAUCGCCAACAGACGCGGAGAGCAAAGAGACGCUGGCGGAUCUUCGAAAGUUUCUUCCCAGUGCUCAGACCUACAAACCAGAAGCGAUCAAAGGCAACGCGGUGGUCGAGUUACAGAGUGGGAGUCAACUAGAUCUAGCGCGGCAGAACCUUGUGUCGAGCAAGACUUUGAGACCCUCUGGUCAAGAGGAGGUCGGGAUAGCGAGGGUCAAGUUGGACCUACUCAUGGAAGGAACCAAUGAACUUGUGGCUUUCGCGGUAUUUGACAGCUAUAUGUGUUCUCGGCUGUUUGAGGAGAGAAGACUUAAACCUCAGGCAAAGGUAGUUUUAGCGGAGAUCUUCAUGAGUUGUGUCAAGUCUACAACUAAUACUCUGUUUAGCGGCGAUGGCGGAGAGCAACGGAGGGCCAAGUCUGUAUUUGACAAAACAAGUAUCAGACCCGCAGAUGUGCGUUCCUGGGUAAAGGAGAUGGUCGAAGAGGCGUUGAAUGAUCCCGAUGAUGCUCUGGACAAUGUUUGUGUAGACGACCCGUCCAAACGAAACUGUAUUCAAGUACGUCACCGUGACCAGUUGAGUCACACUCUACAGUUCGUCACGGAGGAGCAGAUGUGUCACGCAACACCGGGCAACCUUCUUGCCGUGUUCAUGGCGACGGUAGGCGCGGAGAGGCAGGAGUCGCUCGAGCUAGCUUGGCAGGUUCUGAUGGAGCAUGGGCUGGUUGUGUCUCAAGAACAGGGAGAGAUAGUCCUGUGUCUUACCAAGGGCGAGUUCUUGCACUGGGUCACGUGUCUAGGACCCGGGAGCUCCAGGCUUAUAUGGAAAGGGCUGCUCGCGUGUGGAUACGACAUAAGUCUCGAGAGGUGCACGUUCAUCUCGCCCGAGGAGGUUGUGGAGGAUAACAAGCGAUGGUCUGUGGCUAAAGAUGGGAGUCUCAUCCAGUUUGUAGACUCUCUGUGUCUGGCAAUGUCGAGCUCUCCAUCGCGUCUCUGUCCCGACGAGAUACACAUCAACGAUGCUGACAGGUCUAGCGAGGUCUUCGGCGUUCUUAGGGAUCACUCUCUGACGAGUAUUCGCUCUCGGUUCGCGUUUCUUAAGACCUUGAACCAGUCGAUAGAGCAGCUUGUGCUUCCGCUGACAGAUAUGCGCACGAACGCCACGCACCCGCUCAGCACGGCGGCCCUUCUGCAUAGCGCCAGCACCAUCCUGUUUUACGAUACAAAGAUGGCUUUCCUGAAGAGAAUGCUUGACCAUUCAAACCAUCGUGGCUCGUCCUACAUAGCCCCAGAGUUAUCACUUGACCCGCUAGAGACGAUAGAGGUAGACAAGCCAGCUUCUUCGGGGCAGUUCCUACAGGCUGCUAAGGGUUUGUCGUCCGUCACGUCGGCGGGCCUGCGUGUGAAAGUCGCUACUGGUGGAGACCCGGUUUUUCCGCUGAGGGUACACCUGAGAGGCGAGCAAGUGCUCGGAUCUGGAGGGUCGUUUCGUCACUUCAUGUGGUUGAUGGCUCGUGAGCUGCAGAGUCCACUCGUGGACUUAUUGAUGCCUUGUCCCAGCGCCGCGGCCAACAGGAACAAGGGAAAGUUCAUACUAAAGCCAGGACCGAUGACGUACUCGGAUGAGAAGCUUCUGAUCUUCUUUGGUCAGUUGCUCGGGAUUUCGCUUCGUUCGGACAUCCCCCUCGCCGUGGACCUGAUGCCAGUGUUCUGGAAGAGCCUUUUGGGUCGACAACUGGAUGCCAAAGAAGACCUCCGCGCCACUGACAUUCUUACCUAUAACUACCUGCGAAGAUUCUCAGAGAUCGAAACAAAGGAAGAAUUCGCCACGCUGUGUUUCGAGGCUGACCUGUGCCCGUAUUACUUCGUCUACACGUCCCUGCCCGGGGAUGAAGUGGAACUAUGCCCUGAUGGAGCUGAUGUGCCGGUAACAUGGGAGAAUCGCCGGGAGUACGUGGAUGCCAUUCGCGCUUUAAGGUUGAGCGAGCUGCGCUGCGAAGCCCGCAUCGCCGCGGUACAAUGCGGACUGUACUCGGUCGUACCGCUGCACGUGUUAGCGGUGCUGUCACCUGCAGACCUCGAGACCCGUAUGUGUGGGAUACCUACGGUGGACCUGGACUUCCUUAAGGCCCACACCACGUACGUCGCUGGAAUAAAGGACACUGAUUUACAUAUUGAAUAUUUCUGGAAUGCUCUAGAGAACUUCUCUCAGGAUCAGCUGCGGAAGUUUAUAAAGUUCGCUUGUAACCAGGAGCGACUGCCAAUUCGCUGUUCGUGUCAGGAGGGAAACUCUUCAUCGGUACAUGUUCCCCCGUAUCCCAUGAAGAUUGGACCUCCAGGUGGCAGGGGUCGUGCUGACUCGCGGUACAUCCGCGUGGAGACAUGCAUGUUCAUGAUCAAGUUGCCGCCAUAUUCAACCCAGGAAAUCAUGACAAGCAAGCUUCUCUACGCUAUAAACUGUCGAGAGGACCCCCUCACCGACCUUUAGGCCGGUACUGUGCCACGUUAACCCAUAUAAUAUAACUCAUCAAUGCACAAUGCAAACAUUCGGUUUUCCAAAAUCUUAUUAUAGCUGCUAAUCACUACUGUGCCAGGCAAGGCGUUACAUGAACACGUCUUUUCCAUCCGCUGAGGGCUGUCGCAUUUGGAAAGGUGAUCUCGAACAAAUUGGUGUCUGCGCCUUACUGUUACCUGGCCCCAUAUAUAGGAUAUUUUGGGGCAGGACGAAAUUUUCCACCAAGUAAUGCAAGUUGCAGAUUUUACUUUAUUUUGAUUUUUGUUUUCUGAUAUGUAAGUAGCAAUCCGUGGGCAACAUCCGGAUCUUUGUAAAUACACCUAUUCGUCUGAAGCUGCUUCGGUCGCUCAAUUUCGCAAAAAUAAUAUUUACACUUCGCAAAUGAGAUGUACAGAAUUUUUCUAUAUAAUUUAUAUGCAUUGACCACGUGAAUGUGGACAUGAAUGCUUUUUAUAUCAUUUUUAAUAGGAUUUGGUAUUAAAAUUAUCUUCUAGCUUUA
This is a messenger RNA of Nematostella vectensis (starlet sea anemone), 13092 nucleotides long. Its product is annotated as probable E3 ubiquitin-protein ligase HECTD4. The coding region runs from base 225 to 12566 and encodes 4113 amino acids. The record is from RefSeq and is a predicted model, not a curated record. The transcript is spliced from 51 exons. Lineage: Eukaryota; Metazoa; Cnidaria; Anthozoa; Actiniaria; Edwardsiidae. Gene Ontology annotation, molecular function: ubiquitin-protein transferase activity.